UUUAGGGUUUAUUUAUUUAUUCAGUCAUGUAUUUUAUUGCUCUACUCGUGUUCGGAAAGUGAAGUUAUCUGGAGAGGAGAGUACAUGGGUCUGAGGAUUGAGGAUUGGUAUUUGCUUGUGGCUAGUGUGUCUGAGGUUGUUAUCAUCUUGACGGGAGAAGCGCGCUGGGUCUGAAGAAUUUUGGUCUUCGUUUUUCAUGGCGAAUCUGUGAUUUCUAGGAUUACUGUGACAGAGCUGAUGGUGUUGUUUUGCGAGUUGAUAGCACUUUGAUUGCCCUGCAGUCCGCCGUCUUCUUCAGGAAGUAGUUUGUAUGGGAGUGUGAGAGAGGCCUUUUUAUUUAUUUAUUUAUUAAUUUUUUUUGGGAAGCGUUUGGUUUCUGAUCUUGUGUGUGUUCAGCAGCGAGGUGCGUGAGAUAGCGUUCUACAUGUGCUAUAUCUUUUAGUUAAGAAUACCGAUUUUUUAAGUUGGCAGCUAUGGCUUUCUUUUAAUUUCUCUUAGGAUCGUGUAGAUUAGAUUGAUAUCUUAAGAGUCCUGGAGCGCUGGAAAUUCUCCUUCUGUGUGACUAGGUUAGUGUCUUUGUCUGUCUAUGGAAAUUGAACGCGCGGAAAGAUUACGGCUCUGCGUGUGGGCGUACACUCGGGAAGCAUUCUUCACCAGGGUGCGAUAUUGCGGAAGCUAACGCUUGUAGCGGCGUAUUGGUUGCCUGACUUAAGGACGCGGUGUUGCAACCAUUUGUUGCAGAUCGAAGUUGAGACACGAUGGGUAGAUGUCGAAAGGGUCGUAGGACUGCACGAAUGGACGACCUCACUGACGAUGAUACGAUGAGCAUCGCAUCGACCGUCUCUUCUUCUGAUUACAAUAAUGGACCAGAAGUUGAGGGGGAGUUUGAUGAAAGCACUUUGAUGGAUCAGUACGUUGAAGCAUUGUACCAGAAGAGGGCAUCAAUGCGGGAGGCUGGACUGAAAGGCUUGAUAGAUGCUUUUACGAGCGCGGUAUUAACCGACUUUGCCGAGGAUCAGUGUGAGACGCUUGCAAAUAGGUUUAUCAACUCCAUCAAGGUUGGAUCUGGGAGUGAGAUUGCUCAAGGAGCCCGAGCACUUGGUCUCUUGGCCUUCACGGCUGGAGCGGGAAGCAGUGCUCAACAGAUUCUAACAGAUGCUACACCACAUUUGUGGAAAGUGGCCAGAGUUGGGAACUCUCCUGCUGCUCGUUCCUCUUGCCUAGAGACCUUGGGGCUUCUCGCCUUUAUUGGGGCAUCGGAUCUUGGGGCCACAGAGGCUACUAUGGAAACUCUCUGGUCCAUUGUCAAUCACACACACAGUUCUGAAGAUCAGAAGACUGGAAUCAACUUCCCCCCGUCUUCAGCGAGGGUAUCUGCUUUGAUGGCAUGGUCUCUAUUGUUGUCUACGGUGGAUCCUCGGAGAGUUUCAUCCAGCCAUCUUCAAUCGAGUGUCUCAGUUUUGUCCGGCUUAUUGAAGAACGAGGAUUUGGCUGUGAGGACUGCCGCUGGAGAAUCAAUCGCCUUGCUCUACGAGAUGACAAAUUCAUUGGGUUCCGCAGAAGAUGUUGAGGAUACAGUCGAUGACUUAGUCCCUCCAGUUUCUACAUCCAUCAACCCUAGAGUAGCAACAGGUGCAAGGGCUACAAUUUCAGAAGAUGAAGUUGUCGAGCAGAUGAAAACUUUGUCUGUGCACGCUGGUGGUAAAGGGCAACCGAAGAAGGAAAGGGCUGUGCAACGGAGUUCAUUCCGUGAACUUUUAGCUGCUAUUGAGGAUGGUGUUGCUCCUCAAGUCUCUGUUAAGCUGCCAGCAGGGAAUGCCUUAAAGUUCAACUCCUGGACUGAGAUUAUACAGUUAAAUGUUAUACGGCGUUUCUUGGGUGAGGGAUUUCAGACGCACAUGCAAGGAAAUCCUCUGCUGCAUGAAAUCUUUGACUUUGUACCUCAGGCUGAAAAGCGCAAGACUCUUUCCACAAAAGAGAAGAGAAUGUUGCAGUCACCUAAUUCUAUUGUCAGUAAGGCUCGCACUGAAGUGAUGAAUCGCCGACGUCAAAAUUCUCGGGUACAGAAAAUGGGGGGGUUUAGCGCCAAUGGCCAUGAUAGCGACUAGAAAUUGUUUAAAAUUUGUCAUUGUUUACGGUGAGACCCUGCAACUGGACUUGUUGCAUUGGGUUUGGGCUUCUAUCAUCAGUCAAUUCCUUCUCAUCUGAGAAUUAUCAUGCGAAUUGCUAUUUUAGAACCUAAAAUUAUAUUAUUUAGUUAUUGUCGCAAGCUUUUGUUCUUAAUAUGUUGACUUGUUCAUUCUGGAAAAGAUUCUUUGUAAACAAUCCGGUAAUUGUAAAUGCAUUUGAGUGUAGUA
Molecule: messenger RNA, 2357 nt
Organism: Physcomitrium patens
Lineage: Eukaryota; Viridiplantae; Streptophyta; Bryopsida; Funariales; Funariaceae
Source: RefSeq, a predicted model, not a curated record